Messenger RNA from Pocillopora verrucosa, 2469 nucleotides. Lineage: Eukaryota; Metazoa; Cnidaria; Anthozoa; Scleractinia; Pocilloporidae. The record is from RefSeq and is a predicted model, not a curated record.
CUCUGUUGGUUACCAAUGACCACUAAUGUUUUUCUUUGCAGAACUGAAGACUACGAAGUGAUAGAAAAACCUCUUGUAAAUCGGCUUCACAUUAAAUUUCGUAUUCUUGGUAACCACGCUGCGGCAGAGGUCUUAAAAGAGGCCCUAAUUGCUUCAGGUCUUCCCGAGAUGAUCAAAACGGCACCGGCAUCUUUUAGGUCUCCACAGCGUCUGACAAACGACUCUUCUCACGGUGGAUGGACGUUUCACAGUAUUCAGAAAGACGUCACUAUCGUGCGGAAAAGGGAAGAGUGCAGUGGCAGUCUCCUACACUGUUUUAUGGGGCGAGGAGUCAUCCCGGCACCACCACCGACCGUGUGGGAGGCAGUCAAGAACCCGCUGUCCAGAUAUAUUUACGACAACAUGCUCAAGAAAAUUAAUAUUGUAGAGCAUGUGGAAGAAGGACUGAAAGUUGUGUAUAUGCUUCAUGAGACGUCUCAGUGCUUUAUGACACAUUCACGUGACUUCUGCUACGUCUCUAAAGAACGCGUAGAGGGUGACAAGUACGUGCUUGCAUCUCAGUCGAUUGAGCAUCCAAAGUGUCCUCUGACACCUUCAAUCAUCCGGGGACAGAUCAUGUCCAGUGGAUGGAUUGUAGAACCGUUAUGUGUUGAAGGACAAGAAAUGUCUCUUGUGUGGUACAUCACCAAGGUUCAUCUUGGUUCUUCUACGCUACCCUGGCGACUGAUCGACCUGCUAUCCAAACGCCAGCCCCUCAGUAUUGCGUUCUUACGGAGCUACUUAACACCUCCUUGACAAUACUGAUUAAUGACAGCGCACGGCACCAUCAGAAGUAAAGAUGGCCGCUGGAGUCAAGAUAAGGAACCCUUUGGCGUAUUCAGAGAGAUGAAUGUAUGUAUUUCAGGAGAAAAAAUUAACUCUACGUGUAACGUAAGUCUGUUUAUCUCAGUCAGAAUUAUUGUGUUUACCUGCUUUAAGAAAAAGACAUAACAAGAGUGUUAUUGUGUGCAGCAGCUUGUUAAUAUAAAUCGAUAGAUGUCAUUAAAUUCACUGCAGAAGACGUUUGAAGCAUAGGCUUUGAACGUUUAAAGCAGUUUUCAAUUGGGUGUCGAAAAAUCAACCCAAACUAAUUACGGCAUCCAAUCAGAAGAAAGCUUUUAAACAUUGUAAGUAGCCAAUGAGAACGAGUGACUCACUCACGAUUGUUUGUAGUUUAGGAUCUGAUUGGUUGAGAGAAUGGGGCGAGUUUUCUCGACCAAUCACAGAAAAGAGUUAAGUAAAAAGACCAAAGCAAUUCCAGAUGUCUUUCGACACUCAGUUGAAAAUUGUUCUAUAGUGUUAAAAAUAACGGAUUGAAAACAAAUAGGAGUGUAAAACACUCAAAUAUUUAGUCCAAAUUGUAAUAUUUUCUUGUUCACUUGCAUGUUUCAUUAUGAUGAAGGAAUAUUUUAUCUAAGGAUAAAAAAAAAUAAAUAAAUAAAAAUUUUUUUGUAAUAGGACAAAUUAAUUAAUAUUUUGGGGAAGUAAGACACAUUUAGAAAUAGUUAGUGAGUUUAGAAGGAGCUUUCUCGCGAUUUUAAAUAUAUGGAGGAUAAUCGUGUUCUAGUAAUUUUGAUGUGCUUUUGUCAGUUUUCUAUGCUUUACAGCCAAUCACAAAGAGCUGGGCAUUUAGAGGGCUGAAUUAAGAUGUUUUUGAACGGGAACACUUGUGAUGUAAUUGUAUUUCUGUGCCAGUGGGAUAAGAUAAAACUAAAUCGCACAAAAUUAAAAAGAUGCAAAUCGCAUAUGAUUAUGUGGCGAUCUGAUUGGCUAAGUGGUUUAAAAAGUCAACAAGGAUUUAUUAAGCUUAGUCUUUGCGCCCAAUUUAGAACUUAGGUUAUUGUUGACGCGAACGGCAAAGAGGUUAACCUUUUCAGAUUUUCUUCCUUGUCUCCAAGCUGCUGAAUAUAUGUGACAGAAAAGUAAAAGCAUUUUUUCACAACAAAUGCGAAAAUUUAAUUUUCUCAGAGCUCUGCUUAAACAAGACCCGGGUACCAAAGGCGAUAAACUAUUCCGUCUGGAAAAUUUGACGGACCGAUGGCCCUUGUGAAAGCUUUUAAGAGUUAAGCGCAGUUUAUUUCUGAAACCAGAUCCUCCAGGUACCUGGUGAUUUUUCGAUCUCAGGAUUCAGCCUUCAACUUUAUUUUCAAACGAGGAAAAGGCUGAAUUGAAAUUGUCACGGUUCACCGUUUGUUGGUCGUGUCAAUGUAGCUCUACAUCUAAAUCUUUCUCAUUUUCUUCGAGCAAAUGAGAAAUGUUUUUUUGUUCCUUUUAUUAUUUAAUUUAUACAGAGUAUUUGUGUGCUCAAUGAAAUGUCUGCCACAGAAACAUUUCCGCGAAGAAUACUUCCCAGUGAAAUCCACUAAUUAAAAAGUAAAAAACUGUACUGAAAUUGUUUAAAUUUAUCCAAAUUUCACCUCAUCUAUUAUG